AUGAAUGAAGAGAGAAUAAAGAAAAAAGAGAGCGGUGGAGGUGGAGAGGUAUGGUGUGGGACCCGUGAAGUUAUGAGAGAGAAGACUUCAACAUCACGACAGGGUGAAGGGGGUGGGGGUAAGAGACAGCUAGUAGUGAAGGAGCUUUUUGCAUAUUGUAGGCGGGAAUUAGGGUUUAAAGCGAAGGUAGUUCAGUUCCAAAAUCUACAAGUGAAAGUAACUCAUUUGAAUUCUAACCUCAAGAGUUAA
This is a messenger RNA of Lactuca virosa, 249 nucleotides long. Lineage: Eukaryota; Viridiplantae; Streptophyta; Magnoliopsida; Asterales; Asteraceae. The record is from the annotation of a GenBank genome assembly.